GAUAUCGAUGAAUGCAGCAACGGUAGCCAUGAUUGCCACCAAAAUGCAACUUGCAUAAAUACCGCUGGACACUUUAAUUGCAGCUGUCAGCCAGGAUUCACGGGAGAUGGUCACCAGUGUUAUGGUAUGACUCACUUCUAGAAGGAGGUGCACUUAAAUUUGGAAUCGGUAAUAAAUCGUAAAACCGGCGGCCAGCGCGAUGAAUGCAAACAAAGCCAAUGAGCCACAAUCGCCAUAAACAUAUGUCUUGUAUUUAUACUCAGCUGGAAAGAAAUUCGUAUAAGGCCACAAGUUACACUGUCAUGAUAACAAUAAUAUUUUACUUUUUUAUAUUGGAUCGGGAAUCUAAUUCUUUAGUCUUUGUGAUUUUUUGUCCCAUCCCAAAUAAAUGUCUCGUAGCAAUAGCAGCCUUGCUUGCCACCAGCAAGGAAUUUGUGUUAAUAUUGCUAGGCACCUGUCUCCCGAAAAGGCCGUCAGUGACGUUUCGUAAUUUGCUUCUUCCUUAGUUAGAAAAUAACUUUACUUGAACUUCGAGCAAUUGCUUUUGCUUUAUGGUCUGAAUAUAUACGACAGAGUGGAUCGAUGUUCGAUGUUCAAGGCUCCAAAGUCAUCACCAUGACUUCUAGUUUGGCUCAAAAUAUGGCGUAAUUCAUGCAAAAUUAUUGCCGAUUGAAGGAACAAUCAAUCAUUCGAGUGGUCAAGUAGCUCACACUUGCAUUGAAUCUGAUUGAAUACAGGGAAGUUCGAUGUAUAGCAAAUCGGCCAUACAAUAAAACAAAAACAAAAACAAACAUUUCUUGUACCUCAAAGAGCGCUUGAAAAUUCAUAUUUUGGGUCGUCGAGUCUGUGAUCUGAGACCAUCUAGAAGCUAACAGUGAAACUCCAAACUGCCGCGCGGCCAUAUUUGUUUUUCUUAUCCACCAAUGAUUGUCGGUAUAUAAGCUAGCUCCAGGUCUCCUCGUUUCAAAGAAGAAGCCUUGAAUAUAUUUAUUUUCCCGCGCGAAAAUUGCACAAUUAAAACACAAUAAUCAUCAAAUGUUGAAACACUAGACUGAAACUGAGGGUUUAACUUUUCCCCAAGUCUACUUCUCUCCUUCCCCAAUGUUGAGAUUCGGGUAUGUUUAUAAAUGGGUGCAUGAAUCAACAUUGGGGAGGGCGUAACGAGUCGUAACGUGACAAGUGUUUCAACAAAUGUGACGAGUAUUGAACAUCAUGCAGUCAGCAAUGAACAGUUUCUCUUUCAAGUGCAAGAAAUAUCUCUUUUAUUCAAUAGAUAGUAUGCGUACAUCAAGUACAUCAUUCCUCUCUGAAAUUAAUGCGAGCAUGAUGCAUGGAUUACGAACGAUUUUUAUAACGCGAAUAGGACUCUGAUUUUCUACAUUCGUCCAAACGUCAAAAUGCCACUUGGCCUUAAAGCCGCCAAGGGUUUUGAACGAAGGUCGGCAGUUCUUAAGCUCUUCGAGACUUAGGGAACUUGUCUCCUCCAUUUCCUUGAAAUUAGCAUGUUGGGUAGUGAAGUCUAAUUAUCAGAGUUUAUUUAAUACAGGAUUGUAACUGAACAAUAGAAAUGACCAUUUCAGCCACUUUUUGGUUGUCCCUCCGAAAAAAAGAAAGAAAAAAAAAACACCGUAAAUUUACAAAGGUUAGAAAUGAGCAUUAAGAGAGUCGCCUGAAAGAAGCAUGACGUCAGGAUUUUCAGAAUUUGUAAAGUACGGGAUUCGUUGGGAUCUUUCUGGACUGCGAGCAGUCUCUCUUCUGCUCGAAAAUCUGUAAGAGCGCGUGCGCAAUUGCACACUCGUAUUAUCGCGCCCGUUCUCACAGAUUUUCGAGCAAAAGAGACUGCUAGCGAUUUUUAAAGAUCUUUCAAGAGAGCAAUAUAAAAAGCGUGUCGUUUUGCUAAAAAUCAGUCCUUUCGUGCAAAUAAUUAUGUUCUAAGGCAAAUUUAUAAGAAUAUGUUUAUUUGGUCAAAUAUAUUUAAAUUCACGAAGAAAAGUAUCCGCGCUUUGUAGUCGUCAAAUUCAAUUUUGGAAGGAAGGACCAACGUUACAAAAAAGAAGGACCAGAUUCAGCUAUAAGUUGAAAUAUUAACAAAAGAAGCAUAGCUGAUUUUGCAGUAAGGAAAUAUAUUGUUUUGUUACCAAUAUUUCAAAAGACACGGCCCUCCUUCUCCAGGGUCUUCUCAUACAAACACAAUUAUAAGUUUAAGCUAAGACGUUACAAUUUGAAAUAAAGGAUAGCGUGCAAUAUGAUACUAUGAUAAACACGUAAAAAUUUAAAUAAAAAAAGUGAACGUUGAAAGUAUACGAAAACAAGAACCGUUGAAGUUUGAAAUGUAAAAAUAGUGAAAAAUUUUAACUAUUUUACAUUUCAAACUUAAUAGUAAUAGUAAAUUCGAAAUGUAAAAAAUAGUAUUAAGAAAAUAAAUACAAGUGGAAGAAAUAAGGAAUUUAUUACAUUUCAUCUUUCUUAUUAAUACUUAAGGAUUCAAGAGUUUUGCCUCUCUCGGUGAGGCAUGCUUUGCUAGCUUUUCGCUCACUUCAAGCUUGUCCAGCAAAUCGUAUUACAUACGGUUUAGUACCAGAACAAAUUGUAACAGAAAAAAUACAACUGAGAUUUUUAAACGGUGGCAGGUCUCGCCAAUUAAACCGCAUUUCAACAUUUUCUGUCGGAAUACUGGAUCCCUGAUCCCCUCGAAACACUAUUGAUCCCAAUCCCGCGGCUUGUGACCUGAAGAUCCCAGGCCUGUGUUCCCUGAUCCCGCCCAAUUUUUGGCCUUUGAUCCCUGAACUCAUAUAGCUUGUUACGUUACACUCAGGGACGCUUUCUUCGUGAAUUUAGAUAUGUUUGACCGAACACUUUCUCUUUGCCUCAGAUCAUGAAACGUUAUAGUAGAAGGAUUUGUAUGGGUGAUUUUGUAAGGGCGUAAUAAUCAUUGUAAUAAUACUAAUAUAUCUCAUCUUAUUUGCACGAACAGACCGAUUUUUAGAAAGUUCUUAGACACCAGUUCCUCCUCCAGAGCCUACCGAAAUUAUCUGGGCUAUAAUAUUUUAAGUGAUUUCAAAUUGCCCGAUCUUGCAAAUAAUGUUAGAAAAUUAGACCGCAACAGUACCAUUUUGCACCCUUCUAUGCAUCCAGAUACAUAGUUUCACGCAAUUUAUUUGAAAAUACAACUUAACUUCCAUACGAUCCAACUUUUCUCUCCUUAUAUCAUUUUGUCUGUGUGUGUGUACCCAUUACGAGUAAAUAACACCGACAAAACAGUGCCCGCUUCAUUGCAACAAGACGACAAAGGCCGCCAAUUUCGACUUCAAAUGAUCAUUUUACUCGAAGGGACUAUGGGCCAUUCUUAAGACCAACACCUUUUUGACCGAGAGGGGUUAAUGUCGCAAACAAAAUGUUUUAACUGGACAAAUGAAAAAUAAAAUGUUUUUGUUUCUUCUCGUCAGGCGGCCAGUGAUAAUUGCAGGCACCUAUGAUGUCGCAAUAGUGUGCAAAGUAGACAUUGCCCAGUGCAAGACAAGGGUACGGAUGGUUCGUCCGUGAAGUAGGGCUUUUCUUCACAUCUCUGCCUAAGAAUUAACAAAUAGUUUUCGCCACUCUGAGAAUAAAUCGCCUUUAUUAUUAUUAUAAUUAUUAUUAUUAUCAUUAUUAUUUUUGUUAUUAUUAUUAUUAUUAUUAUUAUUAUUAUUAUUAUUAUUAUUAUUAUUUCUGCUGAAUAACGUUCAUUGCAUUCGAUCGCGGAUUACGAUAAUACAUUCAUAGACAUAAAAGUCCUUGAUAUUCUACAACAGGACACUCUUAAUAAUAAUCAGUAAUAAGCCGAGAGUGGAAACGAUUUCUCUUGGUUUCUUGGUUUAGACAGACAAUUCCAGGAUUUUUACAAGUCCGUUGUCAUUUGAGUCACCUCCACUCAUCCCUGAACAAUUCGAGCCACUACAGUAAGAGCCCCCUCCCCCGCCUGCUUGGUUUGGUUGUGUGCCACUACCUCCCCCAGAGUAUCCACCACCUCCUCCUGAUGCACCAUUAUCCUCGGCUCCCCCUCCGCCACCGCCACCGCCUAACCCUCCUACGGCCCCAGGGGGAGGCCCUCCGUUGUAGCCACUAUUCAUUCUUCCAGCACGUCCACCUAACCUACCCAGCCCUGAGCACGUGAGCCGCCUCUUUCACCGUGUCAGGACCCGGCCCUGGAACAACCUUGAUCUAACCAUCCGGCACCCACUCCCCCAUGGUAACUAGCGCCUGCAGUGUUACACUGACCAGGAUUCCCUCCAGUUCCUCCGCUACGAACAUAACCUGGAACGCUUCCAACGCUACUGGUGCCGCUAGUACCAGCCUGACCAUCCACCCCGUUAUACCCGCUAGAUGCACCCCCUCCUCCUCCGGCAGCUAACAAAAGCACGUUACUUGUUGUGUAAACAAAGCUCCCUCCGCCUCCCCCAGUUCCAGCAUUGUCCUCUACGGACAGUCCCAGCUGAGCUGCUGUCAAGGUAGUGGACUGUCCUCCUUCUACCUCCACUGAAUCUCCUCCUCUUUGUCCCACCACAAUAUUCAGUACAGUUCCUUUAUUCAAGGUAAACGUGCCCUCUUUGUAUGCACCUUUUCCACCGUAGUAAGUUCCGCGAUAAUCACCAUAGUUUGUGGAGUGCGUUCCUCCCCGAGCUCCCCAGGCUCUGAUUCGAUAGCGAGUGGUUUUUGGCACUGUGAAAGUCUGAAUGCUGCCGGAACGACCUUGUCCAUUCGUUGUAAACGACCGAGGAGCUGAUAAUGACAAUGUAUUGAAUUUAAUAUCAUACAUGAAAACAUUUAUUGAAUCUGAUUGACUAAGAGCAGUGCAUUUUUUAGUAACCUGAAAACACAGAGCGAAAACGAGGAAACAUAAUGCAUAAAGAAGGAAAUAUAAUGCACAUUUCUUGGAGAAUGGAAAACUGAGAUGGCUAAUAAAAAAUAGAAAUAUAUAAGAAACAAUCAGGUGCCUCAAUCUACUGGUAUCCAAAGCUUCCAAACAAAGCCAGGGAAGUAAUUUUGUUUUCAUGUGUGUUACUAAAAAGUAAUCAUACGACUUUUCUCAUUCAAUUUAGAAUUUAUUUGCACUCGUGUGUUUUUCAAAAUGCUCAAAUUGCAUUCGUCCUACGGGCUCAUGCACUGAGUUUUGAUACUUUUUGAAAAACACAUUCAUGCAAAUAAAUUCCAAAUUGAACUCGAAGUCCUGUGAUUACCUAUACUAAUAUUUGCGGUCUAAAUUGUAUUUAAAAUAAUUAAAAAGUAAUAUCAAAACCCAUCAGAUGAUAAUCAGUUAGGGUGAUAAUCAGAACUGAAGUGAGGGCUUCAUUGUGGCAGACGAAACUUAAUGGCCGGUGGCUGUUUGCCAGGGGCGGAUCCAGGAUUUUUUUUAGGAGGGGGUGCACUCGUCCCUUGCUGUAAUUCAACACCAAUAAACCACAUAGUUUAUUUUUUUUGCAGAAUACCAGUUGUAUUAGAAAACAGCAGGUCAUGUCAGGGGGGGUGCGCACCCCCUGCACCCUCCCCCUAGAUCCGCCCCUGUUUGCGAUCCUAGAAAGUACAAUUACACAGGCUGACCACGAGUUAGUUAACAGCGGUGAGGCUUAACCUUAAUUAUCACCUAAGCGUAAAUGCAAGCGUAAUCAGGGAACGUAGUCUCCAAGUAAUAUUGGAAUUCAGGUCUUCUAAAUUGACUGGAAAUGCAUCCAAGAAUGGCUCGGCUGCUAUAUUUACUAGGCGGAGAGGUGCAUCGUUUCCAAAAUAUUUGCGUUGAAGGACUUAACUGCGGGCUUUACUUAUUUAUUUAUUUUUUGCUUUCUGCGACCGAGGGGGCCUUCGGAGGCCUCCCUCCAUAACUUCAAUCCGUUCAUGAUAGGCAACUAAAAAUUACACAGAAUAAUGUACCAGGAGCCUGUGGUAAUGUACUCACCAUUUCUAACAUCGAGGCAUAAUUUGAUUGACACGGUGACGUAAUCUGACGUCAUUAUGACGCCAUAUUGUUAAGUUUUUUUUGCAGAGGUCAAAUUCCACCAUUUUUUCCCCUCAAAGCGAAAAAUACUUAAAUUGAAAGGUGUCUAAGAAAAAAAAGUUGGCUGCACAAUUUUUAUUCCGCUUUCAGUGAAAUCACGAUGACGUCAUUUAUUACAAACAAAGAUCUGGAACCAUCGGCCAUCUUGGGUCCGCUAUUUAUUAAUCAAUUAAUUAGAUGAAUACCCAUAAAUUUUUUGUUUGUAACCACGUGACAAGGAAUUUUUCUCGAGGAAUUUGCAUGAGAAGGGUGAUUAGUUCCCAGAGGAGAAAAAUGUUUUUGUUGUCGACCACUUACAUGGCAGCCUUGACGUCACGUGCAGACCAGCAAUAAGAGAAUUAUACGGUAAAAAAUUCUCCGUUGCACCUGGUUACAGGUAGAUUUGUGUUUAUUUUGGGUCUAAAUACGCUACUGAAUCAGUCGAUACAAAUAGCUUAUUGCUGUUCAAUUUAAUAAUAUCACGCAGACAUAGAUGAGUGUUCAACUGGAAGUCAUGAUUGCGACAGUGAUGAGAGAGCAACCUGUACAAAUACUGUUGGUUCAUAUUUGUGUUCAUGCAGAGACGGUUAUGAAGGAGAUGGAAGGAAUUGCAGUGUUCCCUCACCAGGUAAACAAGGCCGAGAAAUGCAGAAUUAAAGGGGCUGUGUCAUGCUAUUUGCUGACCUUUUAACAAUGUUAAAAGGUGUCUUCGCAUCAAUUGAUUUCCAAAAAUAAUUGCCCUGGUUUGCUAUUUAAGAGUAUAUUUAGGCACUGAAACUGUUCCUCGUCGUCUGUUUUUAUGGAUGGCAAGGAUGGACCUGGAUUAAACAUUGAAAAAAAUGAGCCAACUUGUAAGGUGCAAAUCCACUCAUAAACUGGCGUUAACACUUUCAAGAUUUGGACAAAACAAACCAGUCCGUACAAACAAGGAUAUAUAUACGUUGUCAAGCGUUAAAACGUCGUUACUUCGUGUGAAUCGCUCCAAUAUGAUAUAUCGAGUGACUUCGUUCAACAAGAAAACUUAUCACGUGAUCUUAAAGGGCGGGAAAGGAGAAAACAGGGAACCCAGCCGCAACACAACUAUUUCAAGUUUUAAAUGCUAUGCUUGUACAAAUCACCAUAAAAUUACUAUGGUCAGUUUUCCCUGAUAAAAUUUGUUUGUCAAUGAUAUCUUCUUCACUAAAUAACUACCCCACAGGAGCAUCAGGAGCAUUUUGUGUAAGGUACUAAGUGAUGAACUUUAGCACAGAAUUGACCUAAAACAGCAAAAUCCUCGAGACUUAUUAGUAAACAAGCUGCCUAUGAGAAUCAUGUGUGCAAAUACAGAUAUAUUAAUCUUAUCUUACUUGGUCCCCACUGCCUUAAUUCAAAAUGCCCUCUAUACUAGCACUAAUAUAGAUGUUACUAACAAUUCAGAUAAGGAAACUAGUUUGGAAACUAAACAUGUUUCCACGCUAAUUGGUAGAAAAAGUGAAAUCUAAACAUUUUGCUGAUUAUUAGUGCGAAAACUUGGUUACGAAAAACUGCAGUGUUUAAUUUACUCAAUAUAUGGCUUAACCUUGUCAUCAGUCCUGAGGUCCGACCUGUUUCCUGACCUGACAGAACUUUCGAGAUGGCGAACAGGAAGAUCGCCAUGUGAAAUUUUAUUCAAAGUCCAUGCAGUUGAAUUAGAAUUGAUAGUAUUAAUAUUUUUUUCGAUAUUUCUACCACGUUACUGAAAUUAUGGCUCUUUGAUUAUAACCUAGAAUGUCAAACCUACCAGACAUUAACCUCAUCUAAGAGGAAAGCGACAUGGUCCAGUAGCUCUGUGGAAUGUGACAGUUCAAAAUCUGGUUGGUACCGUUUUACUGAAGGAGCGGGAAGGAAAAUGCCAACAACGUGUGUUCCCAUGAAUAGAUGCAACACGCAUGCCACUGGUUGGUUAAAUGGAAAUCACCCCACUGUGGCAGACGGACAAGUCACCAGGCAAGUCUGCUUUCACUGGAGCUCAAACUGCUGUUAUUGGUCCACCAACAUUCAAGUACGGAACUGUGGGGAGUACUUCGUUUACUUGCUGAGUGGAACACCA
This is a messenger RNA of Porites evermanni, 8075 nucleotides long. NCBI's taxonomy places the organism in Eukaryota, Metazoa, Cnidaria, Anthozoa, Scleractinia, Poritidae. The record is from the annotation of a GenBank genome assembly.